AUGUCCUCAGACCGCCGUCACCCAGCGUCCCUCCUCCCAAGGUCACUUCAUAAUCCAUACCUUGUAGAACUUAUGCGUAGGCCUGUCUCAAUGGAGAUGAUCUCCUAUAUCGCCCAUCAGGCGUCGCGAGCCAUCAUGAUCAACGAGCAACUCCCUGAUCCCAGUGCCCUCCCAACACCCCCUACGACGCCAAUCAAGGCCCCCUUCUCUGAGACACAGGAUAUCGCCCCUCCCGCCCCAGUGGCGCCGAAACUGCCGAGUCUUGUGAGCUUCAUCAUUCGCUUGGUGAACAGGUCGAACGUUCAGGUGCCCACGCUACUCACCACCCUCAUUUACUUGCACCGUGUGCGUGUCAAGGUGCCUGCCAUGACCAAGGGUCGGUCAUGUACCCGGCACCGUGUCUUCCUGGCGACGCUGAUCGUGGCAGCCAAGUACCUCAACGACUCAUCUCCCAAAAACACACAUUGGGCAGCAUACGCUGAACACUUUGACCUCCCAGAGGUGAACCUCAUGGAGGAACAGCUUCUCUAUAUACUGGGAUACGACCUCCGCUUUGACGAGCAUGAAGCGUGCAUCCACUUUGCGCCUUUCAUCCCCACGCGCAUCAUCUGCCCGCUCACUCCGCAGCAGCAGGAAACCCGUGCAGCGGCGGUCGAGCGAGUUUCCAAAGCAGGGAAAGCCCGCGCACAGGCACAGCUACCAACUCCACCUAGCGAAGUUCUUCCUCCACCUCCUAUUGGGUCCUCUAUUGUGUCUACAGUCCGCGGGAUUGCAAGGCGUCUCUCGAGCAGCCGUCUUGGAGGUAACCAGAGCCGUUCUUCUUGCAUUGUAUCACCGAUAUCGAGUGUGCAUAGCUGCGAUAGCUCGAAUGCAACUGAUUCCGAGAUGGAGUCGUUAAUAGAGGACUCUGGGUCUUCGUCUGAUUCGGCUAGUAGCGUCUCCGACGAUGAGCAAGAGGAGAAGUCAAGCAUCGUAAGGAAACCGUUUGUCUUGGGUGGUAUCCCGCCUCAGGCGCACAGAGAAGGGCGAAAGGUAUCCGAAGCAGGCUCAGUCCGAUCUAUAGCGACCGUCCGAGCAAGCGACUCUCCUUCUCCCCCAAAACCCGCCCGCGCCUUUGGAUAUAUCCACGAUCAGAGUCGUCAACCGUUCUACCGUUCCCGGUAA
This is a messenger RNA of Suillus subalutaceus, 1164 nucleotides long. RefSeq lists its product as uncharacterized. Gene Ontology annotation, biological process: regulation of cyclin-dependent protein serine/threonine kinase activity. The coding region runs from base 1 to 1164 and encodes 387 amino acids. The transcript is spliced from 2 exons. Lineage: Eukaryota; Fungi; Basidiomycota; Agaricomycetes; Boletales; Suillaceae. Gene Ontology annotation, molecular function: protein kinase binding; cyclin-dependent protein serine/threonine kinase regulator activity. Gene Ontology annotation, cellular component: cyclin-dependent protein kinase holoenzyme complex; nucleus. The record is from RefSeq and is a predicted model, not a curated record.